This is a messenger RNA of Solanum stenotomum, 904 nucleotides long. RefSeq lists its product as uncharacterized. The coding region runs from base 63 to 668 and encodes 201 amino acids. Lineage: Eukaryota; Viridiplantae; Streptophyta; Magnoliopsida; Solanales; Solanaceae. Gene Ontology annotation, molecular function: hypoxanthine phosphoribosyltransferase activity; magnesium ion binding. Gene Ontology annotation, biological process: IMP salvage; GMP salvage; hypoxanthine metabolic process. The record is from RefSeq and is a predicted model, not a curated record. The transcript has 3 exons.
AUUCCCAACAGAGUUGCAGACAAUUUAUAUUCUUGCUGCGGAUUCUGCUCCCAAAAGUAUCAAUGGCUGCUAUGGAGAAUCAUAUUGAAAAGAUUCUCUUCACAGAAAAGCAAAUUUCUCAACGAGUUUCCGAACUUGCUUCCCAAAUUACCCUCAAUUUUUCUCCAUCUACCAACAAUGGAGGAGGCCCUUUACUUUCUUCUUCUUCUUCAUCGGCUCCGGUUGUUGUCGGUGUUGCUACUGGUGCAUUUCUAUUCCUAGCUGACCUUGUUCGCAAAAUCAACCUUCCCAUUUCUGUUGAUUUUGUUCGGGUCGAAUCUUACGGGUCGGGUACUGUAUCCAGUGGCAAACCCAAGAUUUCUUGCGACUUGAAAAUUGAUGUUACUGGAAAGCAUGUCAUUUUGGUUGAGGACAUUGUGGAUACAGGAAACACGUUGGCCUGCCUCUUUGAACACUUGAACUCUAAAGGGGCAUCCUCCAUAUCAGUGUGUACUCUCCUUGAUAAACCAUCAAAGAGGAAGGUUAAUGUCGAACUUGUGGGAGAGGGCAAGUUCUACUAUGGUUUUGAGUGUCCAGAUUAUUUUGUGGUUGGCUAUGGGUUAGAUUUUGCUGAGGUUUAUAGGAACUUACCCUAUGUGGGGAUCUUGAAACCUGAGAUGUACAGUUGAUUGCUUUGGCGCAAAUAAUUAUUCCAUACAAGGAAAGCUCUUGAUUUUCUUGGAUACAAUCAACCUUUAGCUGAUCAAGGCAAAUGAUAGCAUUUUUUUUUUCUUUACCCUUCCCCCUGCUCCGCCCCCUCCCCCUCCCGCCCCCGCUGGUGGCAUGCUCCAGCUAUUAUUGUAAUAUACUUACAGCUGCAUAUUCAGCGCGUGGCUACUCUCAAACUCUUAAGAAGUGAACUGUU